AUGUUAAAGUUUUUUUUAUUUUUCUCUUUACAGAAAAGUGAGAGGCGGCAACAGCAUGCUGUGAAAGAGACAGAAUUCCUCCGCUUAAAACGAUCUCGCUUAGGUGUUGAUGACUUUGAAUCCUUAAAGGUGAUUGGCCGAGGUGCAUUUGGUGAGGUGCGCCUUGUCCAGAAAAAGGAUACGGGUCAUGUGUAUGCUAUGAAAAUUCUCCGGAAGAUUGAUAUGUUGGAGAAAGAGCAGGUUGCACAUGUCCGGGCAGAGCGUGAUAUCCUGGUGGAAGCAGAUCAUCAAUGGGUUGUGAAGAUGUACUAUUCUUUCCAGGAUGCACUGAACCUCUAUCUGAUCAUGGAGUUCUUACCAGGAGGUGACAUGAUGACCCUCCUGAUGAAAAAGGACACGUUGACAGAAGAGCAGACUCAGUUCUAUGUUUCAGAAGCAGCAUUAGCAAUAGAUUCAAUACAUCGGCUGGGAUUUAUUCACAGAGAUAUCAAACCAGAUAACUUACUAUUGGAUGCAAGGAUCAUUUCUUUCCUCAAACCUCGGUUAUUUGCAUUUUCCAUUGAUUCGGACAAUAUUUCUUUUCUUUUCCCUGUUAACAUUGGUUUGUCAUGUUAA
Acanthosepion pharaonis is the source of this 615-nucleotide messenger RNA. The record is from the annotation of a GenBank genome assembly. NCBI's taxonomy places the organism in Eukaryota, Metazoa, Mollusca, Cephalopoda, Sepiida, Sepiidae.